AUGGUUGUGGAAACGAUUGGUUUCCAUGCCAUAUUCGCUGGUGUCCUCGGACCAAUGCCGACAGAGCAACCGGAGGAGGAGCCACCCGCAGAGAAGAUGACAGAGAGACUUGUCGAGUGGGAACCGGCUGUACGCAGGAUCUCCGACCUAAUAGCUGUGACUAAUGACCAGAACUCACGGAUUUACGAGAAGGUGGUGACCGAUCUGUCCGAGUGCUUUGCGAAAACACUUGGCACAGCGCAAAAGCCACGACAUGCCUUUGAUGGAAAGAUGGAAAUUAUAAUUGCGUGGGUUUAUCGCAUGGAGGACGAGUUUGUGGAAUGUCUCAAGGAGAAGAAAAACGUCGCGCUUCUGAUAUUGGCGCAUUUCGUUGUUCUCCUCAAGACACUGGAGUGGCUAUGGUACAUGGAUGGCUGGGCCAGUCACAUUCUUCAUGGGGUCGCUUUGUACUUGGGUCCAGAGUUUGCAGACUUUCUGCGGUGGCCGAGGGAGGAAAUAGAGAGGUUGAAUGAGGAAAAGAGACUGAGAGCAUCGGCAUAA
Colletotrichum siamense is the source of this 540-nucleotide messenger RNA. RefSeq lists its product as uncharacterized. Bases 1 to 540 code for a protein of 179 amino acids. Lineage: Eukaryota; Fungi; Ascomycota; Sordariomycetes; Glomerellales; Glomerellaceae. The transcript has a single exon. Gene Ontology annotation, biological process: regulation of transcription by RNA polymerase II. Gene Ontology annotation, molecular function: DNA-binding transcription activator activity, RNA polymerase II-specific. The record is from RefSeq and is a predicted model, not a curated record.